AUGACUAGCUUCACCGCGGAAGUUCCAGCGGGCCUUCUUCAGCUCACCUGUAAUGACGGAGUGCUGUCCCCGAGCAGCUUCUUCUGCAGGGCCGCUUGCAACCGGGUGCCCACCGUCAACUUCGCUGACCAGCCUCUGCUGGUGCAGUGCGCCGGAACUUUGCACAACCAGACCUGCGAGCUGCCCUGCGUCGGAGGACAUGUGAAGAGCGGGGACUUGGUGUGCAAUGACGGAGUCUUCAGCAAUGCAUCCUGCAUCAAGCUUUGCUAUGAGCCGCCCUUCGUUGCCAAUGCUCUGCCGAUCCUGGGCUGUAGCGGCCGUCCCUCGGGAGCCAUCUGCGAGAUCCAAUGUGCUGAUGGCUUCUCCCCUCCACCAGGACAGUCAAUAGCGGUGUGCUCUGAUGGGAUUUGGUCCGAGGUGCGUUGUUUGCAGAAGUGCCCAGCUCCAACGGCCGUGGAUCAGGCAGUGCAGAGCUGUCUGGAAGGAAGCUCCGUUCCGAGUGGCGGGACCUGCACCCCAGCAUGUCGCGAGGGCUUGGAGCCCAGCGAGGAUGCGCUUUCGUGCACGGAGGGGGUGCUCUCGCCUCCCACGUUCAGCUGCGGGAGGACUUGUGGCACGGUUGGUAGCAUCGCCAAUGCUGUUCCCCAAAGCCUUGAUGCUUGCACGGGUCUGCGCUACGGCAAGGUGUGCAUGCUGCAGUGCCAGAGCGGAUUUCGCGCCACGGCGGACCUCCUUUGCGGGAACCUGGGCUGGCAGCAGCACGUGCAGAUCCGACUCCGGGGGUACGACGCCUUCCAAGUUUCCCAGAGUUUCCUCCUGAGCAACAAGGUCCGUCUGACUCCAGAGUUCACUCUUUCCAUGGAGCUGGCCGUACAAGCGCCCGCUGAGACGGACUUCCUGAGCAUUCUCCACUUCUCAGCGACGGGAAACGGCUGCUGCAACGACGGCGAUCGGCUGCCGGCCAUCUUCCUCGUUCCGGAAACGAUCUCCGCCACCGGGCGAAAGCUUCAAGUCUUCGUUGAUGGCACACCAAGUUGCCUGAUCCAGACACCCCUGGCUCUCGGGGGUUUUCAUCAUCUGGAGGUGAGCAUCCUUGGAGACCUUCUGACAGUGAGAUUGGAUGGCCGUGAAGAGUGCGAACAGGAGGUGCUGGCCCGGAUGGACUUUCCGGUGGCUGAGGCCUAUGCCGGGGGUCCUUGGGAUGCGCCUGCCAGGGUGGAGUUGCGCAACAUCCUCUACUCCCAGGAGAACCUGCCGGCUGUGCUGCCUCGAUGCGAGGAGGUGCGCUGCAGUCUUCCUCUGCCGGCCGUGCCAGGCUCCGACGAGGCUGCAGAAACUGACACCUCGAGCUGUGCCUCAGCCAGGGCUGGCGCAGUCUGCACGGCCGUAGCGUGCCCACCAGGGAGCACGCUGACGGGCCGAUUCCGCUGCGGCACGGACGGCGCGUGGAGGCCCGAGCCUUUCGCGGAUGCUGUGGAGGUCCGUUGCGCAGAGCAGCUGUGCCCCCGAAUUUCUCCAAACACUUCAGGCUAUGCGACUGAGUGCGUGGACCGCGCCGUCGGCUCGACCUGUCCGCUGGCCUGUCCAGCGGGCUACUUGAGCCAAAGUGGAUAUCAAUGCUCAGAGAAUGGGCAGUGGACACCCAUCCCUGGUGCUGCUGCGCCAGACUGCACCCCUGGGCCCUGCGGAGAGCCACCAGCGCUGAGCAAUGCCGUGACACCCGAGGCCUGCCGUGGACUUCCAUCGGGCGGAACUUGUCCAGGUGAAUGCCAGCCGCCAUGGCAGCCGCUGUUCCAGUACCGCUGCCAAGCUCAGCGCUGGGUGGAGGUGCCGUUGUGCAUGCCGCCAGAGAUGCUGGGAAUCAACGGCACAACGGUGGAAACAGUUCCUGCCGUGACUCUGAGCACUUUGUUGGAGCCGAGUGGCGACCUCCGGGUCUUCUAUACCCUGGAGGAUUGGACCUCCCUCGCCGAGGGGUCUCUUCAGCUCUCCCUGCAGCGGUUACUCACACAAGCGGCCCCGGCGACCGCGCCGCUGGCCGUUCACAUCCUCGGGACACUCGCAGAGCAAGACACCAACACGGGCGGGCGGCGCGUGCAGAGUGUGGCGGAGCUGAAGCCGGCGGCAUGGAAGGUGCAGCUGCAGCUCGCGAUCGUUCCAAAUGAGCUGGCAACUGCAGCCGCCUCGCAGGUGCUGGCUGCCCUGGAUCAGCUGCCUGCAGGGCAGCUUGGCGACUCCGUGGUGCAGGCGCUGCCUGCUGUGGCCCGACCGGCAGUGCUUCGAGCUUCGACGACAGCAGCUCGGGAG
This is a messenger RNA of Symbiodinium sp. CCMP2456, 2307 nucleotides long. The record is from the annotation of a GenBank genome assembly. NCBI's taxonomy places the organism in Eukaryota, Dinophyceae, Suessiales, Symbiodiniaceae.